CGAUUCUCACCUCAACCACCCAAUCGAACCAUCCCCCUCCAACUGCCAACCAUUACGUCCUUCAGAAACCCCCUUCGGGCCCUCUCGGCCGUCAUCAACAUGCUCCCCAUCACCAUCCGCUCCCCGCCGUCCCUCGACGACUUUACGCCCCUCGAAGAAUACGAAUCCCGCACUCCCGAGUCCUUCUUCGACGGCAAACCCGUGCUCCACCGUCAUCUGACCUCUGUGAAGGCGUGGAUUCCCAAGGCCCAUGCGCAAUCCCUUCCCAUCUUCACCGUCAAUCCGUCCAGCCUCACCCCCGCCUCAGCCCCGGCCGGCGCCUCCCUGCAAGAUGAUGCGGCCGAGGAAAUGGUAGAGCAGACCGUCGACAUUUUUGUCCAUUCCAAAAACCUCACAAUCUUCAACCCUUCCGCAGCUGUGGGAGUAGAGAUCCCGUACCCCGCCAUCUCCAUCCACGCCAUCAAGUCAGCCGGCACCCUCGCCUCAGGAUCUCCCUUGCAAGCAAUCUGGAUGCAGCUCGCCCUGGUCGACAACGGCGGCAGCGACGAAGACGAGACGUCCAUAGACCUCACCGUCCUCCCACCGGUAGACGCAGACGCAGACGCAGACGCAGUCCAGGCCCUAUACGACGCCAUCUCGGCCUGUUCCGACCUGCACCCCGACCCGGUCGACGACGAAGAGGACGAAGACGACGACGACGACGACGACGACAGGAUCAUAUUCGACGGCGACCACGAACCCAUGGAAGGCUUCACGGGCGUGCUGCGCGGGAACGCCACGGGGGGUCUCCCGCCUCCGUUUCCUGGCAGUUCGGGCUGGAUCACCGCGGAGAACCUGCAUGAGUACUUCGACUCCGAGGGGAACUGGGUUGGCGAUGGAAAUGACAGGGACAGGGACGGGCAGGGGGAAGGUGUUGGCGGGGAGCUGGGCGAGGGUGCUGGGAGAGUUCGGGGACGCGAUGAGGCGAAUGGUGCGGAUGACGAUGGGCAAGGUGUGGAUUCCGAGAAUAAGCGGCCCAGGGUGGAUGAUGGGGCACCGUCAUGAGGUGUCUACAUCUCCGUGUUCUUGGCUGGUUCGAUUGUGUCCGGAGAUGGUGAUAUGAUCAUCUUUGGCAAGGAUUCGGACAACCGUCUAG
This is a messenger RNA of Sodiomyces alkalinus F11, 1135 nucleotides long. RefSeq lists its product as hypothetical. The record is from RefSeq and is a predicted model, not a curated record. Lineage: Eukaryota; Fungi; Ascomycota; Sordariomycetes; Glomerellales; Plectosphaerellaceae. Gene Ontology annotation, biological process: mRNA cis splicing, via spliceosome. The coding region runs from base 100 to 1044 and encodes 314 amino acids. The transcript is spliced from 2 exons. Gene Ontology annotation, cellular component: cytosol; spliceosomal complex.